AGCACCUCAAAUGAGGUAAGGAAAAAAAAUUUAAAUAAAAAACGUGAUAAAAUUAAGUGAGAAAUUCAAUUCGUUUUCUGCAGUCAUGGAAUGAAAUGAGAGUCCGAUCUAUGGACACAGCCUGAAUCAACCAUUCCAAAAACUGAGUGUGUGUUGCACACACGCAGUGUAGAGAGAGAGAGAGAGAGAGAGAGAGAGAGAUGGGGUUGGGCUUUCUAGCUUCGAGAGCCUUGCGAACGACCAUCCUCCAUAGAUCGUCCUCCAGUGUUGUUCUCAAAUCUCAGAACCCUAGCAAUGCUCUUCGAACAAUCGUCUCAACGCCAGAACUCCAAACCCCAGAGUCUUCUGCAGCUGCGGCGCAACCAGAAUCCGCACCGGACUUCCCUCCCCGGAGCCCCGUCGCCGGCGCCAGAGUCCACUUUCCGAACCCCGCCGAUGCCAUCGAGGUGUUCGUUGAUGGGUACCCUGUGAAGAUCCCCAAGGGCUUUACGGUGCUGCAGGCCUGCGAGGUUGCUGGCGUUGACAUUCCCCGAUUCUGCUACCACAGCCGCCUCUCCAUCGCGGGCAACUGUCGCAUGUGCCUCGUUGAGGUUGAGAAGUCCCCCAAGCCUGUUGCCUCUUGCGCCAUGCCCGCCCUCCCAGGGAUGAAGAUUAAGACAGAUACGCCAUUGGCAAAGAAGGCACGAGAAGGGGUGAUGGAGUUUUUGCUGAUGAAUCAUCCUUUAGACUGCCCAAUUUGUGACCAGGGGGGAGAAUGUGAUCUCCAGGAUCAGUCUAUGGCUUUUGGAUCUGAUCGUGGUCGGUUCACUGAAAUGAAGAGAUCUGUGGUUGAUAAGAAUCUGGGACCAUUGGUAAAAACUGUGAUGACUAGGUGUAUUCAAUGUACAAGAUGCGUGAGGUUUGCAACUGAGGUUGCAGGGGUUCAGGAUCUUGGCAUGUUAGGUCGCGGCAGUGGAGAAGAAAUUGGGACUUAUGUUGAAAAGCUAAUGACAAGUGAACUUUCUGGAAAUGUAAUAGAUAUCUGUCCUGUUGGGGCACUUACGUCGAAACCUUUUGCUUUUAAAGCCAGGAAUUGGGAGUUAAAGGGGACAGAGACAAUUGAUGUUACAGAUGCGGUUGGUUCCAACAUUCGAAUUGAUAGCAGAGGUCCAGAGGUUAUGCGCAUCCUCCCAAGGUUAAAUGAGGACAUAAAUGAAGAAUGGAUAUCAGACAAAACUCGAUUCUGUUAUGAUGGUCUGAAGAGGCAGAGGCUGAAUGACCCAAUGAUUCGUGGUCCUGAUGGACGGUUUAAGGCUGUGAGCUGGCGCGAUGCCCUCGCUGUAGUUGCUGAGGUUGUUGAUCAAGUAAAACCAGAGGAAAUUGUUGGUAUAGCUGGUCAGCUGUCUGAUGCAGAAUCCAUGAUAGCCCUGAAGGAUUUCUUAAAUCAGAUGGGUUCAAAUAAUGUAUUUUGUGAAGGAAAUGGCAUGCAUCCAUGUGUUGAUCUGCGUUCCGGAUACCUUUUGAAUAGUAGCAUUUCUGGUUUGGAGAAGGCGGAUGUUUUCCUUUUAGUUGGUACCCAGCCAAGGGUAGAAGCUCCUAUGGUAAAUGCCAGAAUACGGAAAACAGUCCGUGCUACCCAAGCAAAGGUGGGUUACAUUGGCCCGAUCACUGAUUUCAACUAUGAUCACCAGCAUCUUGGCAACGGCCCUCAAACACUUAUUGAUAUUGCUGAGGGUCGCCACCCAUUUUGCUCAGUCCUCUUGAAUGCUAAGAGCCCAGCCAUCAUUAUUGGUUCGGGGCUGUUUGAACGCAAGGACAAGGAUGCCAUUCUCUCUGCCAUUGAAACCAUUGCGGAACUGGGAAAUGCUGUCAGAUCUGACUGGAAUGGUCUUAAUGUGUUGCUUCUCAAUGCUGCGCAAGCUGCAGCAUAUGACCUUGGUCUUGUGCCACAAUCCAGAAAAACCUUGGAAUCCGCAAAGUUUUUAUAUUUGAUGGGCGCUGAUGAUGUUAAAUUGGAGAAGCUUCCAAAUGAUGCAUUUGUAGUUUAUCAGGGUCACCAUGGAGACAGGAGUGUGUAUCGUGCCAAUGUCAUUUUGCCAGCAGCAGCCUUUAGUGAGAAGGAAGGGACUUACGAAAAUACAGAAGGGUGCACUCAAGAAACUUUGCCAGCUGUUCCAACUGUUGGUGAUGCCAGGGAUGAUUGGAAGAUAAUUCGGGCUCUAUCUGAGGUUGCAGGAAUGCGAUUGCCUUAUGAUAACCUUGGUGCUGUCAGAUCACGGAUAAGGACUGUGGCAGCAAACCUCUUGCACUUGGAUGAGAGAGAACCUGCUACAUUUUCUGCUUCAGCAAAGCCCAAGUUUCGUGAAAAAAUGAAUUUGACAUCAUUUGGUGUUGCUGUUGAGAAUUUCUACAUGACUGAUUCAAUCACCAGAGCAUCCAAGAUAAUGGCACAAUGCAGUGCCAUGCUGAAGACCUGACUGAAAUGCCGUAAAACAUUGUAAUAAAGCUGCGGAUUCACUUGUUUUGAUUUGAUUAUCCUUAUUCAAGCUGUGUAGGGUUUUUUUUUUUUUUUUUUUUUGUAAUAUACACAUUUCAAUGCCAUGAGAUUUGUGCUCGCUGAAGGCAGCACAAAAUUUGGUUUGUAACUUGUCUAAUUUAAUGAGUAUUCUGGCCGUUGUGACCUCAACAGAUGCAAUAGCCUGUCUUUUACGCUCCAAAA
Molecule: messenger RNA, 2698 nt
Organism: Malania oleifera
Lineage: Eukaryota; Viridiplantae; Streptophyta; Magnoliopsida; Santalales; Ximeniaceae
Product: NADH dehydrogenase [ubiquinone] iron-sulfur protein 1, mitochondrial
Exons: 5
Coding region: 201-2456 (751 amino acids)
Biological process (GO): ATP synthesis coupled electron transport
Cellular component (GO): membrane
Molecular function (GO): iron-sulfur cluster binding; NADH dehydrogenase (ubiquinone) activity
Source: RefSeq, a predicted model, not a curated record